Molecule: messenger RNA, 2754 nt
Organism: Linum tenue
Lineage: Eukaryota; Viridiplantae; Streptophyta; Magnoliopsida; Malpighiales; Linaceae
Source: the annotation of a GenBank genome assembly
AUGGAUGACUUGUAUGUACUUAAUCCCACAUUUGCAAGUCUUGUCUACUCCUCCUCCCUCUGGGUCAAUGCAUAUUCUGUCAUUCUCAGCGAGACACUGCUAUUUCUCUCAAUCUCCAAAUACAUUUCUGUAGCGUUAGUCCGAGUUUUCCAACUGAAGCGGCAAACGGCAAUGGGCACCCAGAUUCCACCAUCCACCUCCGGGGAACCUAUUCGAUGCAAAGCCGCUGUUUGUCGCGAGGCGGGAGCGCCGCUGGUGAUGGAGGAGGUAAUGGUGGCUCCGCCGCGAGCGCACGAAGCUCGGAUUCGAAUCGUCUGCACGUCGCUUUGCCAGAGCGACAUCAAUUUGUGGAAGAGGAAGGAUUUCCCUGGGAUUACGCCCAGGAUUCUCGGCCACGAAGCGAUCGGGAUCGUGGAGAGCGUCGGAGCUGAAGUAACCGAGUUCAGCGAAGGCGACACAGUAAUCCCCGUCUUCCUUUCCGACUGCGGGGAAUGCUCGGGUUGCCGAUCGAAGAAGAGCAAUCUCUGCUCCAAGUUCCCGUUCAAGGUCUCUCCAUGGAUGCCGAGAGACGAUACCAGCCGAUUCACGGACCUCGACGGGAACACCAUCUACCAUUUCCUCUCCGUCUCCAGCUUCAGCGAGUACACGGUUGUGGACGUCGCUCAUCUCACCAAGAUCGAUCCCGACGGCAUCCAGAUGAGCAGUGCGUGCCUGCUCAGUUGCGGCGUCUCCACUGGUGUGGGUGCUGCAUGGAGAACUGCUGAUGUCGAAGAAGGAUCGACGGUGGCGAUCUUUGGGCUUGGUUCAGUUGGAUUAGCGGUUGCUGAGGGUGCAAGGAUACGUGGUGCUGCUAGAAUCAUAGGCGUAGAUAUGAAGCCUGAGAAGUUUGAAAUUGGGAAAAAGUUUGGAAUCACAGAGUUUGUCAAUCCUGCAGAUUGUGGAGACAAACCCUUGAGCCAGGUGAUUAAUGAGAUGACAGAAGGAGGAGCAGACUAUUGCUUUGAAUGUGUUGGUCUGCCAUCCUUAAUGGAGGAAGCAUAUGCUUGUUGCCAAAAGGGAUGGGGGAAAACAGUUGUCCUGGGAGUUGCGAGACCAAUGUCCGAGAUGAAGCUCCAAUGCUUCGAUGUCCUUCGCUCUGGGAAAAUACUUACGGGGUCACUUUUUGGAGGUCUUAAACCCAAGUCUGAUAUUCCAAUGCUCUUAAAACAUUCUAUAGAUAAGGAUCUUCAGCUAGAUAAAUUUGUGACACAUGAAUUGGAUUUCAAAGAGAUCAACACAGCCUUCGAUCUGCUCAUCGAAGGCAAGUCUCUCCGUUGUGUCAUGUGGAUGGACAGGUAAGGCUUGAUUUUCACCAGUUCCUUUCUGCAACAAACUAUUUGUCUCAGUAAGUGAAUUUUUCAUACUUCCUACUUUUCAAACGUUUGUAAUAUGAUUGGUGAUGUUCAAAACAUAAAACGAAGCAACAUAAUAAAGCGUUUCCUAACCCCAAUAAGCAUGUUUACAUGAGCUAAUUAGGGCUCUUCAUGUUAACUUAAUUGUCUAGUUCCAGAUUGCUUGUAGAGAGAGUCUUGAUUUUAUCAUAUGCUCGAACUCGAUACCCUUUCUUUACAUAUAAAAUACAUGGAUUCUUGGGUGCUUCUUUACCUACUACACGGUCCACAUUUUCUUUCACGCCAUGUUUAAGCUACUGCAAAUCCAUUAGAAGCACCAGUAAAGUAGCCAACAGCAGAGACUACAGUCUCCUUUGCUGAACCAAAGUGCCUUAGCCUGUAGACACCAGGACUCGCUUCAUUAGGAAUAUCCCACUCUAUAGUUGCCAAGCUAGAACCAGUCUUAUUAUCAACUCCCCACUUGAAAAGCAAGCAGAAAUCAUCAUCAUCAAAUGCUGGAACCCACUUCCCUCCCCCUUGAAGCAUCUCCACCACAGCAAAUGUUCCUUCUGUUAGUAGAUCGUACCUAGGGUUGGCGCUCCAGAAGAUGGCCCUGACUCGAUCUCCCUUCUUGAAAUGACCAUCUUUUGAUUGAGCUACGUCCUGUUUCAUGUCGCCAAAUUUAAUACCAUCUGGUGGUGACUCCCCUAGUGGCUCAAUCAACAAACCCAGCUGUUCGGACGAAAGAUCAGGUGGGGAUAACGUGGAUGCGUUACUAUUCCUCUCGCCUCUAGCCAUUUGUUUUGCAAGUUUGUUGAAUUCCUGGAUAUAUGCAGAUAGUGUAUGAGGCCCGUAGAGCGUUGAUGCUGCCUCGUAUCUCUGACGUUGAUACUCCUCGAAAGUGGAAAUGUACUGGGAGUAAGUGUUGGUCAAGCCAGCAAUCACAACAUGGGUGUUGUCAUCAAAUUCUCCUCCCCCAUUGGCUAUUAGUGUCGCCUUUACCGCCUCUCUUAGUCGCCGACCAGCCAUUGUUGUGAACUCUGCAGUAGCAAAUGAGAGCAAUGUCGGCUUACCGCCCAUGGAUAAGGAUCAAACAUUUCUCCCGUGGAGAGCAAAACCGGUUUGGGUUUUUGGCAAUCUUCCUGAUAUUGGCUUGGCUUUUUUAUGGAGUCUCUCACCAUCUUCAGAAAUGGAUUGAUCUCUGUAUCUCCUUGUUGAAACCCAAACGCUCCAGGUCCAUCCGUCGUCCCUGCUGCAAAACCUGGUCCAACAGCAGCCGGGCACGUCCUCACCGUGCCUUUGCCUUCUACCUGAACUUCAAGAUUCGUGAAGUUCAGGUAGACAUGACGAUAAUCGAUCUUACCUCGUAAUUCAUCUUUCGCCG